AGGUUAGGGGAUCCACUUACAAAAUCCCAAAUUAUUGUUGCUGAGUUGUUGUCGAAAGUCUGUGAAUUGGAGUGCCGGAGAAUGGUUGACGUCAUCCUGAGAUUUUAGUCUCCUCCUAGUGACAAACCGUGCCAUAACCUCCAACCCGGCGACUGGGUCUGUGUCAGGGAGUUCCGACGGAAAAACGCCCUGAAACCUCGCUGGUCUAAACCUCAACACGUCCUGCUCACCACCAACACCGCCGUCAAGUGUGAGGGGCGUCUAAUCUGGAUCCACGCAUCCCACUGCAAGAAAACAACUCCUCCGCCAUGCACCGGAAACCAGCUGGUACCAUCUUCUUCCUGGGGGUCUUCGUCCUCACCACCGUCGGAGCCAGUGAAAGAAACCACGCAGGCUCGGACAGCCCAGAAGUAGAUGAACUUCAACACCCCAGACUUCGACGACUGGCAGAGGAGCAGGGGAGCAGCGCAGGCCACAGAGGCCCAGAAGCAGAUGCAUUAUACACGCCAAAACACUCACAUCUGUCGCAGGAACAAAACAGACACCCUUGCAAACACCACAAACGAGACCUAACCGUUUACCAGGAGAAAAUAACUCCUAAAAUAUAUGAAACACAACCCUCAACAAACACAUACCUCCAACUGGCAAAAAUGGUUGCUGAAAAUAGCCCACACCCUGAUAACUGUUAUGUGUGUGGGUUCAUUCCACACAGCACAAAAGAAGGACUCCCAUUAAUGACUCUGCCCAUUACUUCAUGUGACACCUGUUACAUUUUGAACCUCAAUUCCUCUUAUGGGCAUUGCAAAUGUCACAAACCCCCCCAAAUGAGACAAAUGUAUUGUGAUAAAAUUCACACUAGCUGUUAUUCCUGCAGCACACCGAUUCCUCUCACCCUCACCAUGAUCCCAAAGACAUUAAAGUGGUGUGUUGAAGGCAAAGGAACUAUCCACCUAGGAAUAUCAAACUGUGACUCCACAUACUCUCCUUCUGAAGAACCGCUUGUUAAGCCUAAAACAAGCCAAAAUCCACUGCCCGAUUCCAUUAAAGAUUAUAACUACCUUGCUACAAUGGUUAAUCGCUGUUCCAUACCUCUACCAAAAGGUGUUUACUGGAUUUGUGGCAUGAAGGCUUACGAAUAUCUUCCAAACGAUUGGUCUGGUAUAUGUGGUCUGGGCCAUGUGGUACCAGCCAUGAGAAUCGUCGCUGUACCACCGAAAGUUCGCAUUGUUAAAAGAGAAUUGUACACUCACACCCAAACACCAUGGACAAGAUUUUUUGGUGCCCUCGUUCCAAAUUACGGAGUCAUGGCAGCUUUGGAUCAGAUAAGGGACCUAUCUCAUGCAGUUGAAGACUUAGCAAAUACCACAGCAAAGGGCAUGUCUAUGCUUUCACAAGAGAUGACUGCUGUAAGGAUGAUGGCCUUGCAAAAUCGUGCUGCAUUGGACUACUUAUUAGCUUCUCAAGGGGGAACUUGUGCUGUGAUUAAAACUGAAUGCUGUACCUUUAUACCUAACCACAAUGCCACCAUCCAAGAAAUAACAGAUCACUUGAAAAACAUUGCUAACACAUUACAUACACCUGUCACGACUAGUUUGUUUGGUUGGUUUAGAGAACAGUUAGGACACGUUGGUUACUUGAUAUUUGAAUUUGCUUUAUUGGGGUUUGUACUCCUAAUUGUUAUUUGGCUUCUGAUUACAUGUCUAAGGUUCACUUGCAAAAUAUGUAUGGCUCAAACUACUACUACAAUCAUGUACUCCACUGUAAUUCCACCUCUACCGUCAGUGGAGGAGGAAAAUUCAGACUUUCUGUUCAAAAUUGGGAUUGACUGUACUUAAGUGAAAAAAAAAAAAAAAAAAAAAAAAAAAAAAAA
This is a messenger RNA of Cololabis saira (Pacific saury), 1870 nucleotides long. RefSeq names its product endogenous retrovirus group 3 member 1 Env polyprotein-like. The transcript has 2 exons. The record is from RefSeq and is a predicted model, not a curated record. Bases 309 to 1835 code for a protein of 508 amino acids. NCBI's taxonomy places the organism in Eukaryota, Metazoa, Chordata, Actinopteri, Beloniformes, Belonidae.